AUGUAUCGAGGCUAUAUCACAUGAACGUAACCUCUCAAAAUGUCCUAUCCAGAUAAAAAUGAUAUGUCAUCAACAUUUGGAACAUCUUUUCCUAAAGAGUACCAGUAUGGGGGAGAGAGCAAUGAACCAGAUUCCCAGAGCAUGGUUGCCUCCCAGAAGCCUAGGAUACUCCUGAUGGGGCUUCGAAGGAGUGGAAAAACAUCGAUACAAAAAGUUGUUUUUCACAAAGUUUCACCGAAUGAAACUCUAUUCCUGGAAGCCACAAACAAAAUAGUGAAAGAAGAUGUCUCCAACUGUUCCUUUGUUCAGUUUCAAAUUUGGGAUCUGCCUGGGUCAGACCAUGUGAAUAUCUUCGAUACGGCCAACUUUGAUACGGAGUCAAUCAUCAUGGGUUGUGCCGCCAUAGUCUUUGUCAUUGAUGCACAGGAUGAAUACACAGAUGCCCUUGCCAAACUCCACACCACUGUAUCUAAAGCCUUCAGAAUCAACCCCGACAUCAAGUUUGAGGUGUUCAUCCACAAGGUCGAUGGAUUGUCGGAUGACCACAGGAUCGAGACACAAAGAGACAUCCACCAGAGAGCCAACGAUAAUUUGGCGGAUGAUGGUCUAGAAAAUAUCCAUCUCAGCUUUUCAUUAACAAGUAUAUAUGAUCAUUCCAUAUUUGAGGCAUUUAGUAAAGUGGUACAAAAGCUGAUUCCUCAGUUACCAGUGAUGGAGAACUUACUAAAUAUACUUAUAUCUAAUUCCGGUCUGGAGAAGGCGUUUCUGUUUGAUGUGGUGUGUAAGAUAUACUUGGCUACAGACAGCUCGGCGGUUGACAUGCAGUCCUAUGAGCUCUGUUGUGAUAUGAUAGAUGUGGUCAUUGACCUCUCAUCAAUAUAUGGCCAAAGGGAUGAUGCAGCUUUUGAUGAGAAGACUCGUUCAACAAUAAAACUAAACAACGGUACAAUACUGUACUUACGUGAGGUCAACAAAUACCUGGCGCUAGUCUGCAUACUCCGUGAGGAUAGCUUUGAAAAACAAGGAGUGAUAGAUUAUAACUUCAUGUGCUUCCAACAAGCCAUUCAAGAGGUGUUUGAAGUCAGUCCCACAGACACCACCAAGCUGGCCAUCAGUACGUCGGGGGACUACAGCCACACUAAUGGCUCUGUGAACUGAUAAUUCAACCCAGUGUUCAGAAAAUCCAGAAUGAUGGCCUUUGGGGCCACCAGUAAUCCCUGUGGCCUGGUAAGUGCCAUCUCUAACAAGUGACGGUCUGUCUGUGAACAGAGCAUGCUCCCUAACACAGGGCAUGCAUUGCAAUCUGAAGAAAACAGACUUUAUUUUCUCUGUGAUAAAUUGAUCAUUUGUUAUCACUUAUGCCUAACAGUGUAACACUUCGACAUUUCUGUUUGAAGGAUAUUAUCGGUUACCUCAUUGUCUGAUGUAUUUGAAUACUUUAUAAUUUGACAUUUGCAUAUUUUUCUAUCCAACAUUUUGAUCAUGUAGAUCCAUUCAAUUCAGAAUAUCAAUGCUGAUACUUUUUUCUUUUUGUAUAUCAUGUGUUUGACUGAUUUUUUUUGUUUGGGAUUUUUUUUUUGGGGGGGGAUGGUAAUUUUUCUUUGAUAUUUUAGAGUACUUAAUUAGAGGAAAAUUAUGUAGAAUUUGAUAAUCUUUUAAUAGUCAUAGGAGUUCUUUUUAAAAGAAGUAUUUAAAUGUAUUCAGUUAUACUUUGAGAUGCAGAUUGCUGAAAGUAUAUGUUAUGCUAGAAUGCAAAUAUAAUCAAUGUUUAUUUUCUUCUCUUUUUUUUUGGGGGGGGGGGGGGGGGGUAAGGGAACCAAGUACAUGUACUAUCUUUGCUGAUUUUGACUUUUGCAGUAUUUUGUUAUCGAAUGCAUACUUACAGUGUAUACAUGUGUUCUGAAUUUUAGAAUAAAAGCAUAUUUCCAUUUGAAGAAAAUGGAGAUGUAGACCAAAUCUAGUCGCUUUUUCACAUGACAGGAAUAUUUAUCUUUAUGAGAAAGUCAAACUGUUGUCAUGGGUUUGCAUUUACAGCAGAAAUGUGGAACCUAAUUAAAUACAUGUAUAUAGUAUUUCUGUGUCCCUAAUUUAGAGAUGUGAAAGUUGGAGACAUAUUCGUUACGAAAAUGCUUUAUUCUCAUUAUUCUUUUUACCAAAUGUAUGUCCCUUUUUGUUUUGUGAAAAAAUGCAUGAAAUUUCUCAUUUUACUGCAACAUCUUUUUUUGUAUUUUGUGCCAAGAGAAAUUUGAUGACCUUGCUGUAAUAUGAGAAUGCUUUCUCAUGCAUGUAAUGUAACACAAUGGUAACACAUUGGUCAUGUUGCUCUUAAUAGUUGCUGAUAAUUAUGCAUUACUCAUUGAUGUAAUAUUUUUCAUAUCCAUCUUUAUCAAAACAAAUUGAAUAAAAUGUAAAAUAAAGUAUCAA
Messenger RNA from Magallana angulata, 2424 nucleotides. Its product is annotated as ras-related GTP-binding protein C-like. Gene Ontology annotation, cellular component: lysosome; Gtr1-Gtr2 GTPase complex; nucleus. Lineage: Eukaryota; Metazoa; Mollusca; Bivalvia; Ostreida; Ostreidae. Gene Ontology annotation, biological process: positive regulation of TOR signaling; cellular response to amino acid stimulus; regulation of autophagy. Bases 40 to 1158 code for a protein of 372 amino acids. Gene Ontology annotation, molecular function: GTPase activity; GTP binding. The transcript is spliced from 9 exons. The record is from RefSeq and is a predicted model, not a curated record.